GUUUCCCUUCAUAAGUUCUUAAGAAGAUCAGUUGGCCUUCAAACAUGGAUUACGACAAAGCAGCUGCAAAUUACAUCCAAAGUGAAGAAUUCUUGUCAAGAAACUAUGCCUUCCCCUUGAACUAUACCUACAGUGAUUAUGAAUUUAGUGAGGACGAUGAUGUAACCAAAACAACGACAUUUUACGCUGCAAAGAUAGUCAUUGGAGUGGCUCUCAUCUGCAUUAUGCUUAUUUGUGGCAUUGGGAACUUUAUUUUCAUAGCAGCACUUGCCAGAUACAAAAAGCUACGAAAUUUGACCAACUUGCUUAUCGCCAAUCUGGCCAUUUCCGAUUUUAUCGUAGCUAUAGUCUGCUGUCCUUUCGAGAUGGACUAUUAUGUAGUGAAGCAGCUGUCUUGGGAACAUGGCCAUAUCCUUUGCGCAUCAGUCAAUUAUCUCAGAACUGUUUCGCUUUACGUCUCUACAAAUACUCUGCUUGCCAUAGCUGUUGACAGGUACUUGGCAAUUGUGCAUCCACUGAAGCCUCGUAUGAAUUACAAGACUGCUUCAUUCUGGAUUGCCCUGGUUUGGAUUAUCUCUCUGUUUAUCGCCUUUCCUUCAGCGUAUUUUGCUACAGAAUCUGUGCUCUUUAUUGUGAAAAGCCAAGAAAAGAUAUUUUGUGGUCAGAUUUGGCCGGUUGACCAGCAGAUCUAUUAUAAAUCCUACUUCCUCUUUAUUUUUGCCAUUGAGUUUGUUGGGCCAGUUGUUACAAUGACAUUGUGCUAUGCCAGGAUCUCCAGGGAGCUUUGGUUCAAAACAGUGCCUGGAUUUCAGACAGAACAAAUACGGAAACGCCUUCGAUGCAGAAGAAAGACGGUCUUGGUGCUCAUGUGUAUCCUCACAGCUUAUUUCUUAUGCUGGGCCCCAUUUUAUGGAUUUACGAUUGUUAGGGAUUUUUUUCCUACAGUUUUUAUCAAAGAGAAGCAUUAUCUGUCUGCUUUCUACAUUGUCGAGUGCAUUGCAAUGAGCAACAGCAUGAUUAACACAAUGUGCUUUGUGACUGUUAAAAACAAUACCAUGAAAUACUUUAAGAAGAUCAUGCUCCUGAAAUGGAGAUCCACUUACAAUGGAAGUAAAUGUAGUGGUGAGAUAGACAUAAAGACAAGUGCUGUUCCAGUUACAGAAGAAGUUGACUGCAUCAGGUUAAAAUUAAAUAUUUAAUCUGCUCAUUAUAGUUCACUUUGCA
Messenger RNA from Nanorana parkeri, 1224 nucleotides. Its product is annotated as prokineticin receptor 2-like. NCBI's taxonomy places the organism in Eukaryota, Metazoa, Chordata, Amphibia, Anura, Dicroglossidae. Gene Ontology annotation, biological process: neuropeptide signaling pathway. The record is from RefSeq and is a predicted model, not a curated record. The coding region runs from base 45 to 1199 and encodes 384 amino acids. The transcript has 2 exons. Gene Ontology annotation, cellular component: membrane. Gene Ontology annotation, molecular function: neuropeptide Y receptor activity.